This is a messenger RNA of Chaetomium strumarium, 1460 nucleotides long. RefSeq lists its product as uncharacterized. The record is from RefSeq and is a predicted model, not a curated record. The transcript is spliced from 3 exons. Gene Ontology annotation, molecular function: protein-lysine N-methyltransferase activity. NCBI's taxonomy places the organism in Eukaryota, Fungi, Ascomycota, Sordariomycetes, Sordariales, Chaetomiaceae. Gene Ontology annotation, biological process: peptidyl-lysine monomethylation. The coding region runs from base 1 to 1431 and encodes 476 amino acids.
AUGUCCGAAGCGAAAGUAACUCAGUUUCCCCUGGAUGACCUGCCUGCCUGGUGCGCCCGUCAUGGUGUCAAACUCCAUCCCCUGAUCAAAGCAGUCAACGUCGACGGACACGGGAAUGGAUGGAUCGCCCUUGAGAGUAAUGGCCCUUUCAGCUCUCAGGACGAGGUAUUGCUGCUCAGCAUUCCACGAGAGGUCAUUUUCUCGACUGCGUACGUCAAGGAAUAUGCGAAUGCAAAUGAAUCCUUCCGCCAACUGUUUGAAGCUUUACCGGAAUUCAGUCCCCGCCUCCUUAUUAUCCUCUUCAUGUUGGUGCAGCUAGCGCUUCUCCAGUCAUCGUCGCAGCCAGACAGAGAUGUGGUCGAGCCCUGGAGGGAAUACACCCUUCUCCAGUCAGCCGACGUCCUCGUCUCCACGAUGUGGUCACCCGCCGAGCUAUCCCCACUCAAGGACACGUCCCUCGAGUCAACAGUGGCGGCAAAGCUCGCCCUCCUGCAAAGAGAAUUCUCCCUUAUCACGUUAAGAACACGAUCUCUGCGCUUCUGGCAUGAGACCCUCUUCCAUAACAACGGGGAACCAGUCUCCCUUCAGCACUGGAUCUGGCUCGACGCCCUCUUUCGCUCACGCUCCUUCGACCUGCCCCGCUCGGGCGAGUCAAUGGUCCCCUGUCUGGAUCUGGCCAACCAUAGCAACGAGAACACGGCAUACUUCCGGCAGGAAACACAGACUGAAUCCGUUACUCUGAUGAUCCGGAGAGAGAUAAUCUCGGCUUUGUGUCCCGGGGAUGAAAUCACGAUCAGCUAUGGCAGGGACAAGCCGGCAGCCGAGAUGCUGUUCAAUUACGGCUUUAUUCCUCAAGACCCUAAUGGCUCUACUACCUCGGUGGAACAGAGUGAGAGUCUGAUGAUCUCGUUGGACGACACGCCUUCAUGGACGCAUUGGGCACGAGACGAUCCUUUCCUGGCGGCUAAGCUAGAGCUGUUCAAUGAUGCCCCUAUGCUACGUCUGUCGGUCGACCGAGAGGGAGUCGCAAGUUGGUCGUGCUCGUUUGUGUAUAUCUUGUGCGUCGGGGAGGAAGAUGGGUUUGAGUUCAAGAAGGCCCAGGGAGAGGAUGGCCGAAGCGGAUGGACCUUGUUAUGGCACGGGAAAGAGAUCUCGCGCAUGGCGGGCAUGUUGGGGCUGUGGCUGAAUGCGCAGGGUGAGCUCUCGGGUGUUGUUCAGGGCCGGCUCGUGUCUGUCUUGUCAGGCGUGGUUGCCGAUCAGCUUAAGAAAAUGCGGCCGUUAGAGGUGGACGCUGGGGUGGUGAAGGAUGGGAAUCAUGGGAUAAGGCCAUCUGUUUUGCGGUCCGUGAUACAACUCAGGAAGGUGGAGACGCGGAUUCUGGAAAGGUGUUUGCAGGCGUUGGAGGAGGAGAGGAAUAGGUUGCGGGCUUGAACGUACCGAGAAGGGGUCUGGAGGAGUAG